AUGUCCGUACGCACGUUUUUUGUUGUGUGUAUCUCCAUAGCCCUGCCUACACCUACACUGAGUGUGCAGCCAGAGACUUCUGUGUUCACUGGAGAGAAAGUCACUCUGAGGUGUGAGAUUCUGCCUGAGGAUGUCUGGAAGUACAAGUGGUAUAAAGACUGGGACAGAAAUCUACUUUCUCAGGGGGACACCAACACAUACACCAUCACUGCAGCUGCUGAGUCUCAUAAGGGCCAGUACUGGUGCCAGGGGGAGAGGACAGACAGACCAACCACGACACAAUUAAGCACGCAAUUAAGUAUUGAUGUUAAAGCUCUGCCCAAACCUAAACUAACUGUAGAGCCUCAGAGUCCUCUGUAUGAUGGAGAGACAGUCACUCUGAAGUGUGAAGUAGAGUCUGGCAGGAGCUGGAAGUAUGUGUGGAAUAUAGGCGGGUCUGAUGAGAAAUGGUAUGAG
Molecule: messenger RNA, 456 nt
Organism: Sardina pilchardus (European sardine)
Lineage: Eukaryota; Metazoa; Chordata; Actinopteri; Clupeiformes; Clupeidae
Product: leukocyte immunoglobulin-like receptor subfamily A member 2
Exons: 2
Biological process (GO): cell surface receptor signaling pathway
Cellular component (GO): plasma membrane
Molecular function (GO): transmembrane signaling receptor activity
Source: RefSeq, a predicted model, not a curated record